Molecule: messenger RNA, 2117 nt
Organism: Ilex paraguariensis (yerba mate)
Lineage: Eukaryota; Viridiplantae; Streptophyta; Magnoliopsida; Aquifoliales; Aquifoliaceae
Source: the annotation of a GenBank genome assembly
ACAACCGACGUAGGCACCUACCGAGUCUCGAAGCUCCGUUUCAGUCCGAAAUGAAUGAUCUGAAUAACGACUCGACAGAAUGAGAAGACUCUAUUCUUUCCUCUAUCUAGGGUUCAUUCAUCGAACCUCCAAAUUUCACCUCAAUUCGCUUCGCUUUUACUCUGAUCGACCCAAUCUUUCUUCCCCCAAGCGUCCAGGACCACUUACACAUUAUAGGAGUCUUGUUGAAUGUGGGAAGCUACAACAUGAUCCUUUCCAGGAAAAGGUUGCUGUGGAACUUGAAAAUUUGCUGGAGAGGUUGGAGCAAUAUGAGAAUGAAAUGGAAGAAUACCAUGUGGGAAUAUAUCUGGGAUUCUGUGAGACUAUGACUACUCUAGGAAUGCUACUCUUAUGAUUGUGCAUCUUCUCUCUCCUUUUCUAGGUAAAGGUAUCCAAUUGGGAGGAGGAUAGGGAGAAUGAGCGGCGUAAGCUUCUGAUGGAGGAAGCUGAGGUCAGACAGCAGGGAAACAUACUGACAUCAGUAAGCAAGCAUCGAAAUAGAUUUAUUGAAAGAUGGAUCUCCAGGAGAAAACCUGAAAAUGUUGAACCAGGAGUGGGGAAGUGGGUUUCCUAUCUUAAUCGUGAGAAGAAGUUGGACUCGCUUGUUGGUCGCCGUCCCACUGCUCCUCCAGCCCCAAAAGGACUCUACCUGUUCGGGAGUGUGGGAAGUGGGAAGACAAUGCUUAUGGAUAUGUUUUAUAGUGCCACUGAAGGGAUUGUUAAACACCGAAGGAGGUUUCACUUUCAUGAGGCUAUGCUUGUAAUACAUGAACUUAUGCAUAAAAUAUGGAAGAAUCAAGUGCAGAAGAAGUCUCACCAGUCAAGCAUUUCUAGCUGGAUUAUGAAUCUUCCUUUUGAUACAAAAGUGAAAGAAUGGGUAGCUGCAGAAGAAAAAUAUAUGCAAGAGGUACAGAUGAAAUAUAUUCUUCCAGCUGUGGCAGAUAAGUUUCUUGUUGAUCAACAGGGAGAUCAUGGAGGAGCUAGCAUUUUAUGCUUUGACGAAAUACAGACGGUAGAUGUGUUUGCUGUUGUGGCCUUAUCCGGGAUUGUAAGCAGAUUGUUAAGUACUGGAACUGUUCUUGUGGCCACCAGUAAUCGGGCACCAAUGGACUUGAAUCAGGAUGGUAUGCAGCGUGAGAUCUUUCUGCAGUUAGUAGCUAAAUUGGAGGAGCACUGCAAAAAUGUUCUGAUUGGAAGUGAAAUUGAUUAUCGACGUCUUAUAGCCCAAAGAUCUUUAGACCAGGUUCACUACUUCUGGCCUCUGGAUAAGGGUGCAAUCCGGGAAUUUGAGAAAAUGUGGGACGAGAUUUUGAGACAAUCAGGUGGAAGGGUCACCUCUAAAACUAUCCCAGUGAUGUUUGGAAGAACAUUGGAAGUUCCUGAAAGCUGUAACGGGGUGGCACGGUUCUCAUUUGAGUAUUUAUGUGGUCAACCGGUUGGGGCAGCAGAUUAUAUUGCAGUGGCUAAAAACUAUCACACAGUCUUUAUCUCACACAUUCCUGCAAUGAGCAUGCGCAUUCGUGACAAGGCACGGAGGUUCAUCACGCUUGUGGAUGAAUUAUACAAUCAUCAUUGUUGCCUGUAUUGUUCUGCAGCUUCUUCUAUUGAUGAUUUAUUUCAGGGAACUGAAGAGGGAACCCUUUUUGAUUUGGAGAGUUUCCAAUUUGAAACGGAGGCUGAAGGUGGGAAACUUCGUCGAAAUGUGUUAGCAGAAGGCAAUGUGGGUGCAGGAGGUUCACCUGCGGGUAUCAUUUCCCUGCUAUCUGGUCAAGAGGAGAUGUUUGCCUUUCGUCGAGCUGUCUCGCGUUUGAUUGAAAUGCAAACACCAUUGUACCUUGAAGGAGUCCAUCAUCUUCAUCCCUAUUACCAUAUGCAGCAUCAUGAAGAAUUUCAAGAUGAUAGUGCAACUGCAUCAUAACCUUAGUAAGCCCCCUUGAGAAGCAAAUUUGUUCUAUGUAUGCCAUACCUACUUUACACAUUCACGAUAUUGAUUCCUCACUUCUCUGGUAGACAUUUGGUCAUUUAUCUUGUAUGUCAACUUUCUAUCAUUGUAUUUUCUUAAACGGAUAUAUCAAUAA